Helianthus annuus (common sunflower) is the source of this 438-nucleotide messenger RNA. RefSeq lists its product as uncharacterized. NCBI's taxonomy places the organism in Eukaryota, Viridiplantae, Streptophyta, Magnoliopsida, Asterales, Asteraceae. The record is from RefSeq and is a predicted model, not a curated record. The transcript has a single exon. The coding region runs from base 1 to 438 and encodes 145 amino acids.
AUGGCUAUGGAAGCCCUGUCGAGCAUGUUGUGCAAAACGAGGAGUGAUAAGCUUAUCAAAGGAAUUCAAACUCCUAAUAACAGUCCGGUUUUAUCUCACUUUUUUUAUGCUGAUGAUGCUCUCUUACUUGGGGAUUGGGAGAUGGAUAAUUUGAAGAACGUGGCGAGAGUUUUAAGAAUAUUUUAUCUUUGUUCGGGUCUGAAAAUCAAUCUUCAAAAAUCUAACAUAUACGGGUUAGGGGUUGAGAGCGGGGAAGUGUCUGAUAUGGCUAAAGUGAUUGGGUGUAAAAUGGAUUCGAUCCCGCUCACUUACUUGGGGAUUAUGGUGGGGGCUAACAUGAACAAAAUUAACAACUGGACUCCUAUAAUCGAGGUUUUUAAUAAAAGGUUGUCGACUUGGAAAGCUAAAACAUUGUCGAUAGGGGGAGGCUUACGUUAA